AUGUGCAGCAAAAACUUCGGCGCCGUGUCGUGUGAGUCAUGUAAAGCAUUUUUUCGGAGAAACGCCGCAAAACGUGAGGAAUACGUCUGUCUUUAUAUCAAAAAAUGUAAAAUUGGUUUAAAUACACGAAAAUUUUGCCGAACGUGUCGUUUGGAAAAGUGUUUCGAUGUGGGAAUGAAAGAGGAUUGGAUACUAAAUGAUGAGCAAAGAGAGGAAAGGCGUCUCAAAAUAGAGGCCAAACGACUGAAGAGGAAUAAAAAUGCCGACAAAUGCGAAGACAAACUCGAGACCAAACAUACGUCUAAUGAAUCCGUCGAUAAAAACAAUAAUCUCAAGAUUGAUGUCUUGAAUACCGAAAUCAAUGACUGGACAACUGGUCCGCAAAGUAUGGACCACGAAGUCUUGGCGACCGACACGAGUAACUCAAUUGAUGGCACCGAUAGCUUAGGCUCGGGGUAUGAAUCGGCACUCAUUCCAGUGGUCAGACUUGUGAUCAACAAUAACUUCAACGCUUCGGAACACCAAUUCUUCAGCGAACUAUUGUUGGCCAUCAGUCAACUGCAUCUGAAUAUAGAUCCCGUGGCCAUCCAUGAGCUCAAGACUUUCCAAGAGUUCAGACAAUCAGUGUUGCCGAGAAUGGAGAGCGACUUCAAAGCGAUGGUAAACGUGUGCAAGAGUUUGCACACAUUCCGGUGCGUCUGCGACAGCGACCGAAUGGCACUCUUCAAGCCGGCAUCCCGUGAGGCGCUAAUGUUCUAUAGUUUUGGCCAUUUCUAUGAUUAUGGUAACCAGUGUUGGAAUAUAAACAUGCACGAUGGCACAGUAUAUGUGCUCAAACUGGAUGUAUUGAAACAAAUGCCGGGCAACGCUUAUACGGUGGCCAAACGCUUAUUGUAUAAUAUCGCACACAUCAUGGACUCCGAUCAUUAUAUAAUUCAAUUGGUAUUAAUACCGAUCCUACUCUUCAAUCCCGAGCGACCAAAUCUCACGCAUAAAGACUUAGUAAAACUUCAACAGCGAUUGUAUAUGUAUUUACUUAAACGCUAUUUGACUAUUAAAUACGGGUCCGAAACGGAGGCCAACACUAGAUUUAAGCAAAUAUUAGACACUUUACACGAUUUAAGCACUUUGUGUGAAAUUCAACUGCAAAUCGAGAGAUCACUCGACCCGCGAGAGGUCGGGCCGCUCAUGAGGGAGUCGAGUACCGAAAGAAAGAGAAUAAAGGGACCUCUACUCAGGGAUAAAGACAAAAUAUGUCUGAUUUGCGGCGACGGAGCCAUUGGCAAAAACUUCGGGUCCGUGUCGUGCGAGUCAUGUAAAGCAUUUUUCCGGAGAAACGCCGCAAAACGUGAGGAAUACGUCUGUCUUUAUAUUAAGAAAUGUCAGAUCGGUUUAAAUACACGAAAGUUUUGCCGAACCUGUCGUUUGGAAAAGUGUUUCGCUGUGGGAAUGAAAGAGGAUUGGAUACUAAAUGACGAGCAAAAAGAGGAAAGGCGUCUCAAACGACUGAAGAGGAAUAAAAAUGCCGACAAAUGCAGUGACAAACUCGAGACUAGAAGCGUGUCCAGUGAAUCGCCCGAUGAAGACAAUAAUCUGAAGAUUGAUGUAUGGAAUACCGAAAUCAAUGACUGGACAACUUGUCCGCAGAGUGUAGACCACGAAGUCUUCGCGACCGAUACGAGUAACUCAAGUGAUGGGUGCCAUAGUAUCGACUCAGGGUAUGAAUCGGCGCUCAUUCCAGUGGUCAGACUUGUGAUCAACAAUAACUUCAACGCUUCCGAACACCAAUUCUUCAGCGAACUAUUGUCGGCCAUCAGUCAACUACAUGUGAAUAUAGAUCCCGUGGCCAUCCAUGAGCUCAAGACUUUCGAAGAGGUCAAACAAUCAGCGGCGACGAGGAUGGAGAGCGACUUCAAAGCGAUGGUAAACGUGUGCAAGAGUUUGCACACAUUCCGGUCCGUCUGCGACAGCGACCGAAUGGCACUCUUCAAGCCGGGAACCCGUGAGGCCCUGAUGUUGUAUAAGUUCGGCCUUCGCUAUGAUUAUGGUAACCAGUGUUGGUAUAAUAGAAACAUGGACGACGGCACAGUAUAUGUGCAUAAUGUGGAUGUAUUUAAACAAAUUCCAGGCAACGCUUAUAAGGCGGCCAAACGCUUAUUGUAUAAUAUCGCACAUAUCAUGGACUCCGAUCAUUAUAUAAUUCAAUUGGUAUUAAUACCGAUCCUACUUUUCAAUCCCGAGCGACCAAACCUCAUGUAUAAAGACUUAGUAAAACUUCAACAGCGAUUGUAUAUGUAUUUACUUAAACGCUAUUUGACUAUUAAAUACGGAUCCGAAACGGAGGCCAACACUAGAUUUAAGCAGAUAUUAGACACUUUACACGAUGUAAACACUUUGUGCGAAAUUCAAUUGAAAAUCGAGAGAUCACGCGACCCGAGAGAGGUCGGGCCGCUCAUGAGGGAAAAAUACCAAUUAGCCGACGGGUCGGCCGAUAAUCAUGCGGUAGUCAAUAGACGGGUGAUAGAUAGGGAGGGGAAAGGGUUGGCCAACGAUAUCACACCCGCCACUACAUCGUCAGCUCCAUAA
Molecule: messenger RNA, 2586 nt
Organism: Medioppia subpectinata
Lineage: Eukaryota; Metazoa; Arthropoda; Arachnida; Sarcoptiformes; Oppiidae
Source: the annotation of a GenBank genome assembly